GUUUCCAGAGCCUUGAUUAUUAAAAUAUUUAAAACAAUCAUCCCUUGUCAAUAAAGUGCCUCUUUUCAUCUCUAUCUCUAUUCUUUCAUCUUUAUCUCUCUCUCUCUCUCUCUCUCUCUCUUAUUUUUAAUAGAGAGAGUUUAAGGAGGAAGGGGUUCUUUUUGUUGUUGUGGCUUUAUUGGCCAGUACGAAACAAAAACUUUCUUUCUUUCUUUCUUUCUUUCUUUCUUUCUUUUUUAUAAUUUCAUUAGGAUGCGGUUUCUGAAGACUUCUAGAAGCAACUCCACGUCACUGUUCUUUAUUUUCCUUCUCCCAUCUUCUUUAAAAGGAGUCCUUACAUGAAUUUGGAAAAGAAAAUAAAGGAAGAAUUAUUAUUAUUAUUAUUAUUAUUAUUAUCAUUUGUUGUUAUUAUUUGUUGGCAAAAACAAUCUGGGUUCCUCUAUUCUUCUUCCUAUUUGUAGUUAUGGUCAUUUUCUUUUCUCCAAUCCAACAUGGGACUUGAUCACAAGCCCCAUCUCGCUAAUCUCCUUCGCUCUUUUUCCGGUUUCUACUGCUGGGAUUGGGAAUUCCUCACCGCUCUUCUUCUCUUCAGUCCACUCAUCUAAUUCUCAUCAUCACCAUCACCAUCACCACCAUCAUCAUCAUCAUCUCUCUUCGUUACUCUAAUACAUACAUAUUAUAUAUAUCGUCUCUUCUUUCCUUUCUUUUUCUAUUAUCUUUCUUAUAAUCCAUGGCACAAAGAUCGCUCCCCGCUCCGUUUCUCACCAAGACCUAUCAGCUGGUGGAUGAUCCUGCCACCGACGACGUCGUUUCAUGGAAUCAAUCUGGCUCUACCUUCAUCGUAUGGAAAACCGCUGAUUUCGCCAGAGAUUUGCUUCCCAAUUACUUCAAACAUAAUAAUUUCUCUAGCUUCGUCCGUCAGCUUAAUACAUACGGUUUUCGCAAGAUCGUACCGGACAAAUGGGAAUUCGCCAACGACAAUUUCCAACGGGGCCACAGAGAGCUCCUCUCCAAAAUCCGCCGCCGGAAGGCCGUCUUGAUAUCGACACCCAUGCAAACUGUUCAUCCCGUUAAAUCCGGCGGCGGUGGCGGCAACCCUUCUCCCUCCAACUCCGGGGAGGACAUCGGAUCCACUUCCACCUCCAAUCCGGGAUCGGUGGAGAUGGGAACCAUCGCACAAUUCGCCGAUCUGACUGAGGAGAACGACAAAUUAAGGAAAGAUAACGAGAUGUUGAACUCGGAGCUUGUUCAGACGAAGAAACAGUGUGACGAGCUGGUAGCUUUCCUGACGGACUACUUGAAGGUAGCGCCGGAUCAGAUCAACCGGAUCAUGAAACAAGAAGCUAACAAUCGCGUUGCCAGUCAAUGUAGCGAGGGAGGCGCUGAUAACGGUAGGAUCGAGGAGGAGGAAGAAGAGGAGGAGGAAGAAGAAGAAGCAGAAGAAGAAGAGGGCGAAACUCUGAAACUGUUUGGGGUUUGGUUGAAAGGGAAAAAGGAAAAGAAGAUGAAAAGGGGACGAGAGGAGAAAAUGGGGUGCAGCAACGGACCACAUGCGAAAGCAAUGAAGUCGGUUGAGAUGCACGCGCCGUUGAUGAGGAGCAACUGAGGACCGAACGCGUGGAAACCAAAUCCCAAUAUUGGGAAUUAUGAAACGACGGCGUUGCAUGGAAGUAAAGUUAAAUAAUAAUAUAACAUAAAAAAAAAAAAAAAUAUUAAGCAGUUUCUAGAGAGUUCAAAGGGACUCUGGGUUGGUGGAAGAGCGAUAGACAUGUGUAGCAGAAGGUUGUUGUUUCAAUUAUUCAACUAUACGAGGAGAUAAGAGAAAGAAAGGAAGGUAAGGUAGAAAAAAAAAUGUAAUAAUAAGAAAGUAAGUUAGAAUUAAAAUUGAAAUUGGGGUAAUGUAAAAAAGGGGUAGCUUCUAGAAUGUGUAGACAGAAAGUUGUACGGUAAGGGUGGACAUCAAAAGUAAAGGGGUGUCCACCUCUUACUCUUUUUAAAAAAAUCUUUUCAAUGUUAUAGACACAUUUUUAUUUUUCA
This is a messenger RNA of Cucumis melo (muskmelon), 2037 nucleotides long. RefSeq names its product heat shock factor protein HSF24. Bases 731 to 1606 code for a protein of 291 amino acids. The record is from RefSeq and is a predicted model, not a curated record. NCBI's taxonomy places the organism in Eukaryota, Viridiplantae, Streptophyta, Magnoliopsida, Cucurbitales, Cucurbitaceae. Gene Ontology annotation, biological process: regulation of transcription by RNA polymerase II. The transcript has 2 exons. Gene Ontology annotation, molecular function: DNA-binding transcription factor activity; RNA polymerase II cis-regulatory region sequence-specific DNA binding. Gene Ontology annotation, cellular component: nucleus.